Cucurbita moschata (crookneck pumpkin) is the source of this 531-nucleotide messenger RNA. RefSeq lists its product as uncharacterized. The transcript has a single exon. Lineage: Eukaryota; Viridiplantae; Streptophyta; Magnoliopsida; Cucurbitales; Cucurbitaceae. Bases 1 to 531 code for a protein of 176 amino acids. The record is from RefSeq and is a predicted model, not a curated record.
AUGGAAACAACCUUUGAAUCAAUGAGAUGCCCUGAUGAACAUAAGGUGGCAUGUGCAACAUACGUGUUACAAAAAGAUGCAGAACUGUGGUGGUCGGAUAACAAACAGAGCAUCAACCCGAGCGGGGGAAUUACAACAUGGGAGACCUUUAAGGAAGCCUUUCUAAAAUACUAUUAUCCAAAGGAAACCCGUAUAAAGAAACAGCAAGAGUUUAACCACUUAACCCAAGGUGAUCGCACGGUGGAUCAGUACGAUCAGGACUUCAUGAGAUUGAGAAGGUUUACACCGUCUUUAGCCGAUACUGAAGAGAAACAGACAGAAAAAUUUGUGUUAGGAUUGAAUCCGAAAACCCGCCGCAUGUUAGAGGCCUUUAACCCAAAAACCAAUGAAGAAGCCCUAAGGACGGCUAAGGCCCUAGAGGAACCCUCAGAGGAAAAGAAAACAGAGCCAACGGUCGCCACGGGGAGGAAACGCCCCGUCGAGGUCGAUACCACAGAGUUCCAACCACCGUUCCAUAGACCUCGAUAUUAG